CCACAUCUCAACUUCACAUCAACAUCCCUCAAACUCAACACCGCUUCACCCAUCGUCAGCAUCUCACUCGAGUCAUACUUCGCAAAUCCUACAAGUUCUGACUCUGCUACUCAGGCCACUGCGCGUAUCGUUGACAUCAACGACUACGCUUGGAAAGGUCAGAAGCGGGGGAACCAAGCCGCCCUGCUUGUGCCGAGUCAGUGCGCAUAGGGCCGCGAAACGUCCUUCAUCACUAUCCACCAGCUCUGCCUCAAACUCCACAUCGACCAGCAAGCAACAUGGAGACCUCGAAAGAACACCUCUCUGACACCGUUGCCGCUGCCCCGUACAGCCACAGACCCCCGAGCCCCCCCUAUAUCCCAAUUCCCCUGACAUAUCCAAAGGGACCUGCUGCAGCCACCAUCGUUCCCUCAUUCGACAAUGUAGACGCAAUGCGGUUGACGAGCGAGGAUCUCAGAAUCAUCACCCGAAACAAAAGCCAGACGGCUACCGACAGAUCAGUAGGAUGGAGCUACGAAUCCCGCCGCAAGGCCCAGUCAAUCUUGGAUUUCCUCUACCUCGGUCCCUUGUCUGUUGCCCGCGACGAGGCUUGGCUUGCCAAGGAGGGCAUCACCAUGAUCAUAGUGACGCGUCAUUCCAGGGUCGCCCAAGCGAGGCUAAUGAGCGUGGAUAAGGUCGCGCAGAAGCUGGGCAUAGGAGUCGAGUACCUGGAUGUCCAAGACAAUUCCGAACUGAUCCGUGGCUUCCCCGAGGUUGUGGCAAAGAUCAACGGGCACCUUCUCGAUGUCUACCGCAGUCAGGCAAUGCCCAUGCAGGAGGGCCAAAUGAUCAUUGACAACGACAGCUUCAAGAGCGGAAAGGUUCUGCUUGUUUGCGAGACAGGAAACGACCGGUCAACUUUCGUCGCUGCAGCGUACAUCAUGAAUAUGUACGGGAAAGACAUGAUUUCGACAGUUCAAUUCAUCUCGAUCCAGAGAUUCUCCGCCAACUUUGACGAGGAUGGAAAGAGAAUGCUGCAGGCAUAUGAGGACAUACUCAACGCCCAGAGAAGUGUUUCCAUUGCGACAAGAGACAUUCCCCGAGCUGGUCAUUUUAACGGCCCUAGCGGCCGAGGCAAGCGAGGAAUCGAGUCGACAUUCAAUGAGGACGACAUGCUGGUGGGUGAUGGUUAUGCAACGUUCACCGCAGAUCGAGAACGCUAUCAAGACAGGGGCAGAUUUGCUCCCUUCGUUGAUCGUGGCUCAGCGACUUAGAGUAUCUGAGCAUCCGGUUGAGGAGGGUUCGGAAGUGGAGGUGCCAUACGACGUCUUAUUAGGAAUGAGCACUGGCGUCUUUAGCGGAAAGUCGACUGUUGAUGGUCUGUCACGGGGUUGUAUUACUGCUAUUGCUUUUGGGGACAUCGAUAGAACUCGGUUGGGAACAUGGAGAUAGGCGUCAGGGAUGUUGAUGUACCUGUUAUUAGCCAGCAACGACCUGCUCUUGUCCACAAGUAUAUACUCCUUCUUGACGCUAAAGAAAGAGAGCACGCUUGUUCAAGAAGGACAACACUCGUCUACUGCGGCUGUGUAAUGAAUUUUCUCGGCGUGUUCUUUUAGAUAGGGUCUAGUGUGUGGCGGCCUCAACAUGGCCAAAGUGGAAUAGAAGAGCAUUUCAUUCCCUAAGACGAGAUUGCUCGCAGUACUGAGGACCGAUGAAGAUUAUUUGUAUUUUGUGUUGCUC
Molecule: messenger RNA, 1719 nt
Organism: Colletotrichum destructivum
Lineage: Eukaryota; Fungi; Ascomycota; Sordariomycetes; Glomerellales; Glomerellaceae
Product: Putative Dual specificity protein phosphatase
Exons: 1
Coding region: 279-1253 (324 amino acids)
Biological process (GO): negative regulation of SCF-dependent proteasomal ubiquitin-dependent catabolic process; negative regulation of protein binding; protein dephosphorylation
Cellular component (GO): nucleoplasm; cytoplasm
Molecular function (GO): F-box domain binding
Source: RefSeq, a predicted model, not a curated record